Messenger RNA from Camelina sativa (false flax), 1007 nucleotides. NCBI's taxonomy places the organism in Eukaryota, Viridiplantae, Streptophyta, Magnoliopsida, Brassicales, Brassicaceae. The record is from RefSeq and is a predicted model, not a curated record.
AUCUGAAGGUGUUCCAAUAUUUGAUACGCCUAAAGAGAACUCAGAUGGAAUUAGAGAAAUCAUGGGCUUCUGUAAUGCAUCAAGAUCAUAUAGAAUCUGCUCAACAUCGAAAAGAUGGUACAAACGGAUCAACAUCUCAACAAAGACGACAAGGAAUAAGACCCAUGUGGCGUGUUAGAGAGCACAUGGCGUUUUUGAUAAGGAAUCUUCAGUUUUAUAUUCAGGUUGACGUGAUAGAAUCUCAAUGGAAGGUGUUGCAAACUCUUAUUCACGAUUCUCAAGACUUCACUGAACUCGUUGGCUUCCAUCAAGAGUAUCUCUCGGCUCUUAUAUCUCAAUCUUUCCUCGACAUUGGUUCCGUCUCAAGGAUACUCGACAGCAUCAUGAAACUAUGUCUCCAGUUCUGCUGGAACAUUGAGAAUCAAGAAAGCAAUCCAAACACUACAGAACUUGAAAACAUAGCCGAGGAAUUCAACAAGAAGUCGAAUUCCUUGUAUACAAUACUGAGAAGCAGCAAGCUUGCCGGAAGCCAGCGAGCCCCAUUCUUGAGACGUUUUCUUUUACGCCUAAAUUUCAAUUCCUUUUACGAGGCAACUGCAAGGGGCGUGUUGAACGUUGUCCGCCAACGCCCAGCUCUUCCAUUAUAAAUGCCUGACAGUCCUGGUGGGAAAAUCUCGUUUCGAAGCUUUUUCAGACAUGGGCUUUCAAAGGUUUUGCAACAACUAUGACACGGGAAGAUAGAUUGUUCUGAUCCUCGAUUCAUGAUCACAUGACGCCGCCAAUGGAAUAUACAUAUAUAUACGGGACUGGUUUUUUUGCUCACACGCCUUUCCUUUGUAAGAAUCUGUGUUGCCACUUUUAGUUCCAAGAACAAAAACUGCGAGCUGUGUUUUGUUUCAUUCGUGCUUUAUACUCUGUAAAUUAUAUAGGGAACACUGUAGGUGUGGUUUCUCUAAAUAUUUAAAACAAUAUGAUAAGCAGGUUGAUGACGUUUUUUGGCCUUUUCA